Messenger RNA from Perkinsus marinus ATCC 50983, 274 nucleotides. RefSeq lists its product as hypothetical. The annotation marks the transcript as partial. The transcript is spliced from 2 exons. The record is from RefSeq and is a predicted model, not a curated record. Lineage: Eukaryota; Perkinsozoa; Perkinsida; Perkinsidae.
AUGUCGCCGCCUACAAAGUCUGGCAGGCCACCCAAGGAAGCUCUAGUUCCUACCGAGGCCUCAGGAGAUACUGGUGCUCCAGGCAAGCCCUCUGAGGGUGCUGCAGCUGCUGAUCAGUCCGGCGAAGCCCCUACGGUCUCUGGUGAACCAUCUCAGGAUGCGGCGGGCAUAGCCGAACUCACUAAGCCUCGUCAGACGCGCUCAUCGUCUCGCUCUUCAAAGAUGCGUAAAGAGAAACCCUCAGAGGGCUCGGCGGAAGCCGAGCAUAGGACCG